UUCCCCCCAAACUCGACUCAACCCAACCGCCCCUCCAUCUUUCGAGCCCCGAACCAGAUUCCAUGGCGUCCCUCUCCGGCGCCGCGCCGCCCAACCCCGUCACCCCGCUAGCCCUAGAUCCCAGCUCCACCCCCAACCCCAUCGCCUCCCGCCCCGCCGCCGCCUCCGCGCCGCGCAAGCGCCCCGUCCUCCUCCUCGACCAGCGCCCGCACCCCUCCACCCCGACCUCGCGCGCCGCCACCCCCGCCGCGCCCGCGUCCCAGCCGCGGCGGAAGAGGGCCCCUUCCUCCUCGGGCCGCCCGAGGUGGCUGACCCUGCUCAGCGUCGCCGCCAAGAACGCCGCCCUCCUCGCCGUGCUCAUCUAUCUGGGCGACCAGGCCUGGCGCUGGGCGCACCCGGCCCCCCUCGCGCCGCUCGACCAGGCCGCGCUCGCGGGGUACACCGCGCGCGUCGACGACGUCGAGGCCUCCCUCGUGCGCGCCUUCCGGGGCCUGCAGCUGCAGCUCGAGGCCGUCGACCGCAAGAUCGACGGCGAGGUCGGGGCCGCGCGGGGAGACCUCGCCGCGCUGCUCGAGGACAAGAGGCUCGCCCUCGAAGGACACCUCAACCAACUCGACGCCAGGACCGACGACCUCAACCACGCGCUGGGUGGGAUCAAGGGGAUGGAGUUCCUCAGGAAAGAAGAGUUCAACACAUUCUUGACUGAGAUCAAGGAGACCCUGGGCUCGGAUUCUGGGAGCGACCUCGAUCUGGACCAGGUUCGAGCUUUGGCCAGGGAGAUUGUUAUGAGGGAGAUUGAGAAGCAUGCGGCCGAUGGGAUCGCCAGGGUGGACUACGCGCUGGGCUCGGCUGGGGGAAGGGUUACUCGCUACUCCGAGCCCUAUGACGCGGGGAAACGUGCUGGUGGUCUUCUCUCUGCAUUCCCAUUUGGUGCUGGAGACAGUGCUGAUCAUCAGUCUCAGAAGAUGAUUCAGCCCAGCUUUGGGGAGCCUGGCCAGUGCUUUCCACUCAAGGGGAGCAGCGGCUUCGUGGAGAUCCACCUCAGGAAGGGGAUAAUCCCGGAUGCAAUCACACUCGAGCAUGUCUCCAAGGAUGUGGCGUACGACAUGUCCACUGCACCAAAGGACUGCCAGAUUUCCGGCUGGUACCAAGCGGCACCUACCGAGACCCCUCCAAGCCCUGCUGCAAAGGUUUACGCCUUGACUGAGUUCACAUAUGACUUAGCCAAGAGCAACGUCCAGACAUUCGAAAUAACCGCACCAGAUGUGGGCGUUGUCAACAUGGUUAGGCUGGACUUCACAUCCAACCACGGAAGCUCUUCGCUGACAUGCAUCUACCGGAUCAGGGUGCAUGGGCAUGAGGCAGUCACUCCAAGAAUCGCCAGUUCAUUGCCUUGAUUAGAUGUAGAAUCCUUCCUAUUUUCUAUGUGCUUUGCUUUAGUGGCGGAUUUCUCUGGGUGAGUCUUGGGAUGGUGCCUUGUACACUCUGUAAAAAGUUGAAUGAUUGUUUGCAGAACUCUUUCUAGUGAUCUAGUCCCAGCGAUUAUAGAUGUUUAGUACGUGACAUCCGUGAAUGGUCAGUAGCUUUUUGGUGGAUCACUGUUGCCUGACUUGAAACAAGUUUGGCUAAAAAAGAAAGUGCUUCUAUUCUAUCGAGCCCUUGAAGCAACUUGCAAACA
Messenger RNA from Lolium rigidum, 1678 nucleotides. Its product is annotated as SUN domain-containing protein 1-like. Lineage: Eukaryota; Viridiplantae; Streptophyta; Magnoliopsida; Poales; Poaceae. Gene Ontology annotation, molecular function: protein-membrane adaptor activity. Gene Ontology annotation, cellular component: nuclear envelope. Gene Ontology annotation, biological process: nuclear envelope organization. The coding region runs from base 63 to 1397 and encodes 444 amino acids. The record is from RefSeq and is a predicted model, not a curated record. The transcript has 2 exons.